AUGCCACCCCCCUCCCUCCUCCGCCCGCGGCCCCUCGCUCCCGCCUGGAGCAGCACCCUCACCACCCUCUCCACCGCCCUUGCCGCGCCGCCGCGCAAACGCAUCCGCCUUUGCGGGCCCAACCCGGACUUCGAUCUAGUACCUGCAUGGCGAAGACCCUACGCCACCGCGGGCCAGGCCGCGCGGGAAGACGCCGCGGACGCGUGGGCCGCGGGGGUGGACGCCGCGUCGCGGUACGAAGCUGCGUCGCCGCUUCGCGAGCCGCGGCCGCAUGCGGAGCCCGCGCCUGCGUAUGUCGGGAGGCGGUUUGUGGGGUUGCCGGCUGGGGAGGAGGGGGCGCGGGGGAUGCCGAGACUAGAAGGAGCUGGAGCUGGGAGCGAGACGCUGGGAGAGGAGGAUGCUGGCGCGCGAGGGGGCGGGAGGGUUGGGAGGGGCCCGCAGACGCAGACGCAGACGCAGACGCAGAUGCAGCGGGAAGGGGAUGGGCUCGGUAGACAUACGGCGGCGCGGGGGCUGGAGGGGAUGGAGCUUUUCCGGAUACGGAAAUAUAUUGGGAGGGACGUUGGUGGUGCGGGGAGGGGGAAGAUGCGGGUUGGCGAGGGUAGGACGGCGCGGAGUUUGCUGGAAGGACGGGAGAGGGCCGCGGUCCCGCUGCGGAAACACACGUACGGACGGAAAUACCUGGAUUUUCCUAGUGUUGCUGCAGGUCCGCAAGGUCGUAUCCAAACUCGAGAGAGGCGGGUGGAGGCGAGAGAGGCGGGGGCGCCGUUGGAGCAGGUGGGUGUUGAGGAGAGGAUAGUUGAUCGGACUAGGAGGGUUAAGAGGAGGGCGGGGUUGGAGGCGGAUGGCGGGAGGAGAGGGAACGCUGCAGUUAAGAGGAGGUUAGACCGGCAAGAUCGCAGCGAGCGGAUGCAUGCUAAGAAGAUUCUCGCGGGUGCGAUUGAAAGGGGCGCACGGGCGAAAGAGGAGCAACAGCGCGAUGUUGAGGAUGCCGAACGAGACCGUUGGAAACCGCUGGUUUAUUCUGGAUCUACGACUGUUGAGGAUCCCGAACGAGACCGUUGGAAACCACUGGCGCAUUCCGGAUCUAGCACUGUUGAUGACAUCGUACACACUGGGACAUCGACACCUGAGUUAGCAAAGCGAAGAACUGAGCCACGUCCAGCUCAGAAGCAAUUUAAGUUUUCGGAAAUCCUGCCCGAAAGUCACUCGUCCUUGAGGCACGCUAUCCUGGCGUCUCUAAGAGUUCAUCACUUGCAUGAGAAUUUUCUUAGAGAAACUCGCGUUGCACUGCAACUUCUGAACGGCCCUGCCGCCAAAUCCGACAUGCUAAACCUAUUUUCCGAGGCAGAAUCCACCGUCAAAGAAACAAGGAUACUUUGUGAUGACUUCCGCAGCGUACAGGCAAACAAUGCUCUAGUGAGAGAAGCGUCUCGACUGCCGCCUGCUGAAGCUGCUCUAUUUUACGGUAAAUGGUUGGUUGAGAUUUUCAAUUCGAGACUCGCAAGUUGGAAAAGGUAUCUCGAGUAUCUGUCAAAAUCUGAUAGUGAGAAGAAGAUUAUUCAAGAGAAGCGGAGACUUCGCAGCAGUCAAAAUGCCAUAGAUGCAGGCGAAGAAAGUCCACAGAAGAUGCGUAGCCCAGUCAUGUCGCCAAGUCACUCAACGACUCUGCCUGAUUCCUCGCAGAGUCUAUCACGGGACGACACCGCGUUGACGCACGCUAUACGUAAGGCUAAGGGACGUUCCGAAGUGCAAGGGGAACUGCUCAGAGAGUGUUGCGAGUCGUUGAAGUCAUUAUCUGACUCGUCCGGCAAAUUGGAGAUACUACGAAUCUGUUUCGAGGCACGUUCCAGUCUUUUGAAAGCCACCGGCCUCUGUGCAUCUUUUUUAAGAGCGCGCCAGAUAAGGAGUCGUAGAGAAGCGUGCUCAAGAACGUCGCCUGUGCAAGCCGUGAUAGCUGAGGCCAAUUUAUUGUUUCGUUCGGUCUCUGUAUCUCGGAGUCGCGGGAAGAAAGCGCUUGAACACUUCAAAAGGUCCCCUGGUGAAAGGGAGAUUCGCGCUGUAGAAGACAAAAUCUCUGUUCUUAAGCGUAUUUGUGUCGAGCUUGAGCGACGGCUACGAGACAUGCACGUCAGCGCACAGCGAGGCGACGCUUUGCAGCGGCUCCUAGAAAUCGCACCUUCGCUCAAGCCGGGCAAGAAGACGCGUAAAGCAGACGAAGGGCCUCCCCUCGUGAGAGCGGUACUUUCGACAGUACCCGAGAUAUCUCUUGCUGCCAACUGGCCAGCUUCACGUCCGACCGAUGACCUCGAACCCAACAAGCCUGUCCCACAACUUCCGAGAAGGCGUUUCAGCGAGACAGCAUGGGAAGCCUUGACGGCUGACGAGAAACCGCUGGUCUCCUUCGUUGAUGAACGGCCAAUUUCACGUCUGAGAGAUGAGCCUGAGCGCAACAAGUCUGUCCCACAAGCUCCGAAAAUGAGCAAUGGGCUGCAGGUUAGCGAGCCAGCAUCGGAAGUUUUACCGGGUGAAGGGCAAGGGCUAGUCAGGAAAACGACUUCGAAAGAUCCAUUGGCGGCACAAGAUACGUUGGCUUUGGUCGAAGAGCUGGUGAGAAGGCUGACGAAGGUGGAGAUUGACCGGUAUUUGAAGGAGGAAUUGCAUGUACAGAUUCCCCAGUUGGUCCAGAGUGCUGCGGUCUCGGAUUCGUCGCAACAAUCGCGCCAGGGAGGCAACGCGACUGGGAAGGGGGAGGGUGGUCGACAAGAAUCGCGGAGGCUACUCAACGUAGAACCAGAGGACGACUCGACGUCCGCAAAGACUGGCGCGCAGAUCCAAUCAGAUUCGCUUUAUUCCCAGGCGAGAUCCGCAAAUGGGGGCGUCAUACGACAGCCCAUCGAAGAAUGGACUCGCCAGGUCGGUCAUGAAUCUAACGACUCGCGAGUAUUAUCUCAAUUAGACGUACGGAGGGAUUCAGAAAGCAUGGAGUCUGCCUCGGGCCAGUCCCCACCAUCAGACGAAACUCCUAAUGUCUCCCUCCUCGAAGAGCUCUUCCCCGAAACUGUGAAGCAGGGACAACUUACUCUCCUCGACUCCCGCGAAGUACCGAAACUCAACUCACCCGCGACCUUGAAGUCAUCCCAGCGUAAUCCCAAAUCCGGCCUCAUUCGCCAUCUCGCAGUAUCCUCUCCCUCCGAUCCAACUCCGGCGCCAUCGCCAUCUCAAGUUUAUGCCGCGAAACUCGAAUCCUCAGCUGCUAACCGCAACAUCUUCCCCGGCGGCAACUCCACCACGGUCCUCCACCUCACCAACGCCUCAACGACCCUCACUGAAGCCGACUUCCACCGCCUCGUCCCGCACGGCGCCCACAUCCCGCAGUGGAGCACUCCCACAACCGGCGGCAUCGCCCGCAUCGUCCCCGGCCGCGACACGGCAAGCCUCCAGCGCCAAAACCACUACUACCUCUUCUUCUCCUCCCCCGGUGCUGCCUACGCCUACCAGAACAACGCCGCCCGCAUCCACAAGCUGGCGUCGAUGCACACCGCCGGAUCCAUCUCCGACGCCAUCCCCCCGCCGCCGGGCUUCUGCGAGGACGGCGAGGACAUCGACGAGCUCAUCAAGAGCUACGCGCUCGCGGUCCCGGGCCUCUCCCUGCACUUGAAUCUCGAACCACCCCCCUUCAACCCCUUGCUCGCUGCCCUCGUCCACCACGGCGGCUACCGCGGCGUCGUGGGCCAGAACGGCGAGGUCGGCCGCCGCGUGCUGCUUGAGGUCGCGGGCCGCAAUCUCGGGCGACGCAUACUGUAUAACGCGAUUAAGCAUGACGGCUUCCGUCGCGGGAUGCUGUGGCCCAUCUCUGGUGGGCUGGGGGGCGUGCUCAACCUCGGCGAUAUCGUGGGACUCGAGAGUCUUGUUCGGCGGAAAGCGGGCGCGGGGUAUUACGCCCUCGGCGUGGGCGAGGCGGGUACGCUGUUCCGCGAUAUCAAUCUAGAGAGCGGCAGCGAGGCGGAGUUCCAGCCGACGUUUGGCGUGGAGCUGGACGCCGCGCCGCAGUUUGGCGGCGAGCGGGGCGUCGCGCGGUUUAAGGGCGAGCUUGGCGCGGGGAGUGGGAGUGGGAGGGGCGUGGGGCCCGAGUCAGAGGAGGCGCGGUUGAGGCAGAGUGUAUACGUGCUGAAGAAGAAGGUGCAUGGGCGGUAUGUGGUCGAGUUUGAGGACGAGGGGGCGGCGAAGAGGUUUGCGCGGGUUUGGAGGGGGAGGGUUAUUUCGGAACAUUGGAUGAACAUGAGUGGUGGGAAGGAGGGGCAGGAGAGGAGGGUGGAGGAGGGGAGGGUGGUGCAUACGGAGGUUUUGUGGUAG
Molecule: messenger RNA, 4356 nt
Organism: Mytilinidion resinicola
Lineage: Eukaryota; Fungi; Ascomycota; Dothideomycetes; Mytilinidiales; Mytilinidiaceae
Exons: 1
Coding region: 1-4356 (1451 amino acids)
Source: RefSeq, a predicted model, not a curated record